Molecule: messenger RNA, 2023 nt
Organism: Colossoma macropomum (tambaqui)
Lineage: Eukaryota; Metazoa; Chordata; Actinopteri; Characiformes; Serrasalmidae
Gene: nae1
Product: nedd8 activating enzyme E1 subunit 1
Exons: 20
Coding region: 252-1877 (541 amino acids)
Biological process (GO): ubiquitin-dependent protein catabolic process; protein neddylation; DNA damage response
Cellular component (GO): cytoplasm; nucleus
Molecular function (GO): NEDD8 activating enzyme activity; ubiquitin activating enzyme activity
Source: RefSeq, a predicted model, not a curated record
AAAUAGAUUCUUUCAGCUUUAAAAUAAAGUUCAGCCACAGCCGUCUGACACAGUGAGACCGAUACCCGCUGUAAUAUGCAAACGAAAAGUGCAUUUUCUCCUAGUGAAUAAGGGAGCAGGGCGGAUUGGGACUGAACCGAGCGGCUGUGGCGAAUCUGCGGAUGGGUUAGUUUUGUGCGGGGGAAACGGGUUUUGGGGCAGUUUACCGGCCGGAUUUGCAGACAAAAAUAGGGUGUUAAAAACUGUGGAGCAUGGCAGACCAGAAAACGAACAAAGAGCAGAGAUACGACAGACAGCUGAGGCUGUGGGGAGAUCACGGACAGGAGGCUUUGGAAAAUGCCCACACCUGCCUGCUGAACGCCACUGCAACUGGCACUGAAAUCCUGAAGAACCUCAUCCUGCCAGGCAUCGGUGCGUUCACCAUCGUCGACGGACACAGAGUGACCGGGGAGGACGUCGGGAACAAUUUCUUCCUCAGCAGUGACAGUAUUGGGAAGAACAGAGCUCAGGCUGCUACGGAGUUCCUGCAGGAGCUCAACAGUGAUGUUUCUGGAAACUUCGUGGAGGAGAGUCCUGACAAACUCCUGGAUAACGACCCUGAAUUCUUCCACAGAUUCAGUCUGGUCAUUGGAGUCCAGCUUCCAGAGAGUACGUGUUUGCGGUUGGGCUCAGUGUUAUGGAGCGCCGGCGUUCCGUUCCUCGUCUGUAGGACGUACGGACUCGUCGGCUACAUGAGGCUGGUGGUGAAGGAGCACACAGUCGUUGAGUCUCACCCAGAUAACGCGUUGGAGGAUCUGAGACUGGACCAGCCGUUCACUGAGCUGAAGAACCACAUCGCCACGUACGACCUGGACGGCAUGGAGAAGAAGGAUCACAGUCACACACCCUGGAUCGUUGUAGUUGCCAAAUAUCUGGAAAAGUGGUACAAUGAGCACGACUUUCAGGUACCGAAAAAUUACAAGGAGAAGGAGGCCUUCAGGCAGCUCAUCAGAGAAGGGAUUCGUAAGAAUGAAAGCGGCGCCCCUGAGGAAGAGGAGAACUUUGAUGAAGCCAUAAAGAACGUAAACACGGCCCUCAACCCCACCAAGAUCUCCAGCGCGGUGGAGGACAUCUUCAACUCGGAGCUGUGUGAGAACAUCACGUCACAGACGGUGGCGUUCUGGCUGAUGGCGCGAGGCGUGAGGGAUUUUGUGCAGAAUGAAGGGAACGGCAGCCUUCCGGUCCGCGGCACCAUCCCAGACAUGAUCGCCGACUCGGACAAAUUCAUCAGCCUGCAGAAUGUCUACAGAGAGAAAGCGCUGCAGGACGCCGCUGUGGUGGCGAAACACAUACAGUCCCACCUGCAGGCCGUGGGGAAGGUAACGUACCCCUUCAACACUGAGACCUCGGAGAGCAUCUCAGAGCAGGACAUCAAACUUUUCUGUAAGAACGCAGCGUUCCUCAGGGUGGUCCGCUGCAGGAGUCUGGCUGAAGAGUACAGCGUGGACACUUUCCACAAAGACACCAUCACUUCCUGCAUGGACAGUCCAGACAGCGAGAUGGUUCUGUACCUAAUGCUGCGCGCUGUUGACCGGUUCUAUCAGCAACACUCUCGCUACCCAGGUGUGUAUAAUUACCAGGUGGAGGAGGACAUCAGUACCCUGAAGCUGUGUGUGAACAGUCUGCUGCAGGAGUACAGCCUCAACGUCAACGUCAAAGACGACUACGUCCACGAGUUCUGUCGCUACGGCGCUGCAGAGCCGCACACAGUGGCGUCCUUUUUGGGAGGAGCAGCAGCACAGGAAGCCAUCAAACUCAUCACACACCAGUUUGUACCAUUCGACAACACGUUCAUCUACAACGCCAUGGCCCAAACCUCCGCCACCUUCCAGCUCUGAGUCCUUUAACACUCUAAAACUGUAGAACUGCUUAGGAGUCUGUUUUAUACAUGAUGCUUUUGUCAGUGUAGAGAUUGUGCUUGUUUAAAGUGCUUGAAAUGUUUCUGUUUGACGCUGCGUCACAAAUAAAUACAGGGUCUGUAACA